UACAGUUGUGACGAGCCUUGCAUGUAACAGCAACACGCAUGGCUCUAAUCGCUCCAUGCCUUUACUUCCUGGAGUUCAGUUUUCAUUUUGUUUCUCAUUUGCAAGCAUGCGUCCAUGUUACUCGCAGUCAAUUGAACUGUUCAAUCACUUUCAUAAGAUGCCCACAGUCUUGCCGAAAAGAUUGUACACAGCUGAAAGUGGCGAGGCCGAUGCGAAAAGCCUGAAAGAAGCAAUGAAAGGAUUAGUGGCAGACGAGAAAAUUGUCAUCAGUAUUCUUGCAAAUAGAUCCUGCGAGCAGCGUCUGGAGAUAGCUGCAAUUUUUUUCUCUAUUUAUUCAAAAAAUCUGGUUGACGAGCUGAAGAGCUCUUUCAUUUCAAACGAUUUUGUGAAUACAACUGUCGCCCUGCUGGCACCAUUGGAAAAAUUCUACGUUAGAGAGUUGAAGUACGCGCUCACCGCAAGCUUUGGCAACCACAAGGAGACGCUGUGUGAGAUCCUGUGUUCGCUCGAUAUGAACUCACUGUUGUUAGUCAAAACCUGCUACUUGGAAUCGUUCGAAACAAAGUUGGAGGCAGACAUCAUAGAGAAGAAAUUUCCAGACGCUUUUGAACAAUUUCUAUUGAAAAUAUGUGGCUGCCAGAGAGGUGAAAAUGCAACAUUAGAAGAAAUUCAAAUAGAAGAGGACGUUGAUGCAAUUUAUGAAGCUUGCAACCAUACAGACGCAGCAUCAUUAGAUGGUAGCAUUAACUUCAUAACCAACAUCCUAACUCGACGUAGUUUAAAUCAUCUCAGGCAUAUUUUUGACUUAUUCUACUUACUCCAUGGUGACAUGAGGAAAGUAAUCAAGGACUCCUUUCCUUCACCAAUUAAAGAGGCUUUUUACGCAAUGAUCACUUUUGCGUCUGACUCUGAUGGUUUUUUUGCUGAGCGUCUCUACAACAGCAUGAGUGGCUUUGGCACCAGAGAUCGUGACCUGAUCAGACUAGUUGUCUCACGAGCGGAGAUCGACCUGGGAGAUAUCAAAGUCGCAUUUUUGCACAUGUAUGGCAAGACUUUAGAGUCGUUCAUAGAGGGUGACUGUUCCGGCGAUUACAAGAGAAUUCUCCUGGCAUUGAUAACACCCUCAAUUUUGAAAACCACAUAAUAUUUUUCAAAUGUCAAAUAUCAUUCACAAAAUAUAAUUUGGUUGUGAUGUAUUGUUGUAAACUUUUUAAAAUAAGCCACACCGCAGAUGUUUCUAGCUUUUUAUCAGAAAAUAUUAACUAGAUUUUCCUUAUGGUAAAAAUAUGUUCACAUUUAAUAUUCUACAAUAAAACGAAAACAAGGUAAA
This is a messenger RNA of Cloeon dipterum, 1330 nucleotides long. RefSeq names its product annexin B9-like. Gene Ontology annotation, cellular component: cytoplasm. The transcript is spliced from 6 exons. Gene Ontology annotation, molecular function: calcium ion binding; calcium-dependent phospholipid binding. The coding region runs from base 56 to 1144 and encodes 362 amino acids. Lineage: Eukaryota; Metazoa; Arthropoda; Insecta; Ephemeroptera; Baetidae. The record is from RefSeq and is a predicted model, not a curated record.